AUGGCUCAAGAAGAGAUACAGAAUCCUGCUGCUUCAACUACUGCCUCUGUUCCGACUAAAGAGGAAACUCCUGCGCCGGUUAAGGAGGUUUCUGUACCGGUCACUGCGCCUGCUCCGGCUGCCACGGAGGAGAAAGUAGUCUCUGAGAAGGAGACCCCCGUGCCGGUUCCGGAACCGGAGGUGACGGCUGCGAAAGAGGAAGAGAUCGCAACCGGAAAAGAGGUUGUGCAAACGGAGUCGUUUAAGGAGGAAGGCUAUUUGGCUUCGGAAUUGUCGGAAACUGAGAAGAAGGCGUUGCAGGAGUUUAAGGAGAUUGUCAGGGAAGCUUUGAACAAGCGUGAAUUCACCGCUCCACCACCGCCGCCACCUCAAGCUCCGGCCAAGGAAGAGAAAGCUGAAGAGAAGAAAACAGAGGAAGAAGUGAAAACAGAGGAGGAUGUCAAAACAGACGAAAAAACUGUUCUUGCUGAAACCAAAACAGAGGAGAAACCUGAUGCUCCGGCCACCGUAGAGACCAAAAAGGAAGAAACUUUGGCCGCUCCUGCUCCGGUAGAGACUAAACCAGCUGUUCCGGUCACCACAGAGACCAAGAAGGAAGAGAAACCGGUAGAGACCAAACCGGCUGCUCCGGUUGUUGAAGAGACCAAGAAGGAAGAGAAACCGGUAGAGACUAAACCGGCUGCUCCGGUUGUUGAAGAGAAAGCAACCACCUCUGCGCCUGUAGAGACCAAACCUGCUGCUCCGGUUACCAAGGAAGAAGAGAAAGCAGCAGUAGUAACAAUCAUGAACGCUUUCGCAGCAGAUGAAGAAUACGGAGCCAAAACCGUAGAAGCAAUCGAGGAAUCGAUCGUCUCCAUCACUCUUCCAGAGACAGCUGUCUCCGUGGAGCCAGAAGAAGUCUCCAUCUGGGGGAUUCCACUUCUCGAGGACGAAAGAUCCGACGUGAUCCUCCUCAAGUUCCUCCGAGCACGCGACUUCAAGGUCAAGGAAGCCUUCACGAUGCUCAAGAACACAGUCCAGUGGCGCAAGGACAACAACAUCGACGAGAUCUUGGCGGAAGAUCUCGAAGGAAGCGAGUUCGAGAAGAUGGUGUUCACUCACGGCGUUGACAAACAAGGACACGUGGUGAUCUACAGCUCGUACGGCGAGUUUCAGAACAAGGAGAUCUUCUCGGACAAGGAGAAGCUCACCAAGUUCCUCAAAUGGAGGAUUCAGUUUCAAGAGAAGUGUGUGAGGUCUCUUGACUUUAGCCCUGAGGCUAAGUCUUCGUUCGUGUUCGUCAGUGACUUCAGGAACGCUCCUGGACUUGGUAAGAGAGCGUUGUGGCAGUUUAUCAGACGCGCCGUUAAGCAAUUCGAAGACAAUUAUCCAGAGUUUGUGGCCAAAGAGCUGUUCAUUAAUGUUCCAUGGUGGUACAUUCCUUACUACAAAACAUUCGGAACUAUCAUUACAUCGCCGAGGACAAGGAGCAAAAUGGUCCUUGCUGGUCCAUCCAAAUCUGCUGAUACCAUUUUCAAAUAUGUAGCUCCUGAAGUAGUCCCUGUUAAAUACGGUGGACUAAGCAAAGAAAGUGCCUUGACCGUUGAAGAUGGAGUCACCGAGGCCGUCGUUAAAUCCUCAGCUAAACAUACCAUUGAAUUGCCUGCUUCUGAGGGUUCGACGCUCUCGUGGGAGCUUAGGGUUUUGGGUGCGGACGUGAGCUAUGGAGCUCAGUUUGAGCCAAGCAACGAGGCAAGCUACACCGUGAUCGUCUCUAAGAACAGGAAGAUCGGUUUAACUGAUGAGCCUGUGAUAACCGAUUCUUUCAAGGCUGGUGAACCGGGAAAGAUCGUGAUCACGAUUGAUAACCAGACUUUUAAGAAGAAGAAGGUGCUAUACAGGUUCAAAACCUAA
This is a messenger RNA of Microthlaspi erraticum, 1893 nucleotides long. NCBI's taxonomy places the organism in Eukaryota, Viridiplantae, Streptophyta, Magnoliopsida, Brassicales, Brassicaceae. The record is from the annotation of a GenBank genome assembly.